GUGACAGGGAGGGAGUGACCGACACACACUGCACACUGCCAACGGACACAUACAGUACAUUACACAGGAGAAGACUGACAGAGACAGCCUUCACCUUCAAUAUGUCAAAAGUUUUCAAGAAGACCAGCGGCAAUGGGCAUAUUGCCUUGUACUUGGGGAAAAGAGACUUUGUGGACAAUGUGGAUUCAGUGGAAGUGGUUGAUGGAGUUGUUAAAGUCGACCCUUCUGGACUUGAUGGCAGAAAAGUAUUCAUAUACCUUGCUUGUGCCUUCCGUUAUGGAAGUGAGGAUUUGGACGUGAUUGGGCUGUCCUGCAGGAAAGAUAUCUGGAUAAAUCGUGUUCAGAUCUAUCCGCCCACAGACGGCAAUGCAACACAAUCACCAAUGCAGGAAUCCCUCAUGAAGAAGGUCGGCGAGCAAGGGUGUCCCUUUGCCUUCCAGAUGCCAACAAACCUCCCCUGCUCCGUUUCCUUACAGCCUGGACCGAAUGAUGCUGGCAAGGCUUGCGGGGUGGACUUUGAGGUUAAAGCGUACAUUGCCAAUGAAGCAAACAGUGCUACCGAAACCAUUGAAAAGAAGGACACUUGUCGCCUGAUGAUUCGAAAAAUCCAGUUUGCACCAACCAAAAACAACGACGGACCGAAGGCGGAAAUCACCAAGCAGUUCAUGAUGUCAGACAAACCCGUUCACAUGGAAGCCUCACUUGACAAAGAGGUCUAUUACCACGGUGAUCCUAUCACUGUCAACGUAAAGGUCAACAAUGAAACCACUAAAGUUGUGAAGAAAAUCAAAAUCAUAGUUGAGCAGCUGACAAAUGUGAUGCUAUAUUCGUCUGACACUUACACAAAGCCUGUAUGCACAGAGGAGUUUGGAGAGACAAUUAACGCCAACUCCACAUUCCAAAAGUCUUUCCAAGUGACCCCGCUGCUGGCCAACAACAAAGAGAAGCGAGGACUGUCAGUGGACGGGCAGCUAAAAGACGAGGACACAAACCUGGCGUCCACUACCUUGAGUCAGGAUAAUAAGGAGAUACAAGGAAUUGUCGUGUCCUACAAAAUUAAAGUCAACUUAAUGGUGUCUGGUGGAGGCCUGCUGGGGGGGCUGACAUCGAGUGACGUCACAGUGGAACUCCCUUUGACGCUGAUGUCCCCAAAGCCAGCCGAAGUGUAAGUCAAUCCCAAAACACAAACUAAUCCACUUGGUAUUGUGUGUUGCUGCAGCGAUGAGUUGUUUGAUACAUUUUCUCUUUUGUGUGUUUUUGUAUUUUAUGAACCACAGCCAAUUGGACUAAAGCCCUCUUUAGUUCAGAACAAACAUCGCCAUUGAGCCCGUGGACGAAUGAGAGACGUCGCCUAACGCAGACAAUAGAACAACAAAGGAACUCAACGACAGUGAAGAAAAAUCUCACUGUGCCCUUAUACACACACAUAUGUAAUCCUAGAGGUAACUCUGUGAGAGCAUUGCACAUUCUGAACUCUAUGUGAUGUUCAAUAGCGUUUGGAUAGAAAUAAACAGAAAUUGUUACUUUGACUCUGGAAUUGUCUCCUAGUAUAAAAUGUGAACUUUUCUUUCAAAUUGUUGUGACUUCCAAAUGUGCUCUUUAGCACUACAACAUAUAGAGACAAAUGUGAUGAGUGAAUGUUCAUACUGUGGAAAUUAUUUUCUUUGUUUAGAAACAAUAGUAGGGAAUAAAACAUUUUUUACAAAUCA
This is a messenger RNA of Phycodurus eques (leafy seadragon), 1709 nucleotides long. RefSeq names its product arrestin 3b, retinal (X-arrestin) (gene arr3b). Gene Ontology annotation, molecular function: G protein-coupled receptor binding. The record is from RefSeq and is a predicted model, not a curated record. The coding region runs from base 102 to 1169 and encodes 355 amino acids. Gene Ontology annotation, biological process: G protein-coupled receptor internalization; signal transduction; visual perception. Lineage: Eukaryota; Metazoa; Chordata; Actinopteri; Syngnathiformes; Syngnathidae. The transcript is spliced from 17 exons.